CAACCCCUCCCUGCCGGCUCGACUGGCUCGGGGAGCGCCCGGUGCCCCGUGGCGCGUUCCCAGCCUCUUGUCAGAACCCCGAGUUCGCUCCGGAAUCGCCCCAACCCCUCCCCGGGACGGAGAGAGCGGCACCGUCCAAUGCCUUUUUGUGCUGGGCGUUUCACACUGCUCGGCCACAGCCAAAUAAGCCGUCCAGCCACCCGGGCAGACCCCACGCUUCUUUCCCUGCUCCUGCACCCUGCCCCGUCUUCGCCUUGCCUCUUGUCUGCCUCUCCUCCUCGUUCCUGCUCCCAAAUAGUUGGAAAGUCGUGGAACUUGAGCUCAGAGGGUGGAGGUCUGGAGUGGAGAAGCGAUGGCAUCUUAAUUCUCCUCCCCCACCUCCUUCUAGCCCCUCCAUGUUAACUGUUUAUCCUUGAAGAAGCCACGCUGAGAUCAUGGCUCAGAUACCAGUUGGGACAAAAAAAGAUUAACAGGAUGGAGGCUAUCUGAUUUGGGGUUAUUUGACUGUAAACAAGUUAGACCAAGUAAUUACAGGGCAAUUCUUACUUCAGGUCUUUGGCGGCUGCAGCUGCUGGUGGUGGUGGUGGGGGGGGUGUGUGAGGGAGAAAACACAAACUUGAUCUUUCUGACCUGUUUUACAUCUAUCUUGACCCUCCCUGACUGGCCCUAUAUGCAUAUGCGGCGACAUCUCCAUUUCUCUCUGUUUAUUGGUGUUUGUUUAUUCUUUAACCGUCCACCUUCUCCCCCUCCCCAGAGACACCAUGAUUCCUGGUAACCGAAUGCUGAUGGUCGUUUUAUUAUGCCAAGUCCUGCUAGGAGGCGCGAGCCAUGCUAGUUUGAUACCAGAGACGGGGAAGAAAAAAGUCGCCGAGAUUCAGGGCCACGCGGGAGGACGCCGCUCAGGGCAGAGCCAUGAGCUCCUGCGGGACUUCGAGGCGACGCUUUUGCAGAUGUUCGGGCUGCGCCGCCGCCCGCAGCCCAGCAAGAGCGCAGUCAUCCCGGAUUACAUGCGGGAUCUGUACCGGCUGCAGUCCGGGGACGAGGAGGAGGGAGAGCAGGUCCAAGGCACUGGUCUGGAGUACCCCGAGCGCCCCGCCAGCCGGGCCAACACCGUGAGGAGUUUCCACCACGAAGAACACCUGGAGAGCAUCCCAGGGACCAGUGCGAACUCUGGUUUUCGUUUCCUCUUUAACCUUAGCAGCAUCCCAGAGAACGAGUUGAUCUCCUCUGCAGAGCUCAGGCUCUUCCGGGAACAGGUGGACCAGGGCCCUGACUGGGAGCAGGGCUUCCAUCGCAUAAACAUUUUCGAGGUCAUGAAGAAGCCCCCCGUGGAAGCGGUGCCCGGGCACCUCAUCACAAGACUACUGGACACGAGACUGGUCCACCACAAUGUGACGCGGUGGGAAAGUUUCGAUGUGAGCCCCGCGGUCCUUCGCUGGACCCGGGAGAAGCGGCCCAACUACGGGCUGGCCGUGGAGGUGACUCACCUCCAUCCCACAAGGACCCACCAAGGCCAGCAUGUCAGGAUUAGCCGAUCGUUACCUCAAGGGAGUGGAGACUGGGCCCAGCUCCGGCCCCUCCUGGUCACUUUUGGCCAUGAUGGCCGGGGCCACGCCUUAACCCGGCGCCAGAGGGCCAAGCGCAGCCCCAAGCAUCAUCCGCAGCGGUCCAGGAAGAAGAAUAAGAACUGCCGGCGCCACUCCCUCUACGUGGACUUCAGCGAUGUGGGCUGGAACGACUGGAUUGUGGCCCCACCGGGCUAUCAGGCCUUCUACUGCCAUGGGGACUGCCCUUUCCCGCUGGCCGACCACCUCAACUCCACCAACCACGCCAUUGUGCAGACCCUGGUCAACUCCGUCAAUUCCAGCAUCCCCAAGGCCUGUUGUGUCCCCACCGAGCUGAGUGCCAUCUCCAUGCUGUACCUGGAUGAGUAUGACAAGGUGGUACUGAAAAACUAUCAGGAGAUGGUAGUCGAGGGAUGUGGGUGCCGCUGAGACUGGGCAGUCCUUGAGGACAGACACACACAGACACACAGACACACACACAAAACCCCUUCCCAUCCGCUCACCCACACACCACUCAGACAGACGGCAUCCUUAUAGCUGGACUUUUAUCUUAAAAAAAAAAAAAAAAAA
Fukomys damarensis (Damara mole-rat) is the source of this 2135-nucleotide messenger RNA. It is a transcript of the gene Bmp4, whose product is annotated as bone morphogenetic protein 4. Gene Ontology annotation, molecular function: cytokine activity; BMP receptor binding; growth factor activity. Gene Ontology annotation, cellular component: extracellular region. Lineage: Eukaryota; Metazoa; Chordata; Mammalia; Rodentia; Bathyergidae. The transcript has 2 exons. Gene Ontology annotation, biological process: BMP signaling pathway; SMAD protein signal transduction; negative regulation of apoptotic process. The record is from RefSeq and is a predicted model, not a curated record. The coding region runs from base 762 to 1994 and encodes 410 amino acids.